UUUUAAACCGUGUACUGCUUGGUAAUAAUGCACGUAGGCAUAUGAAACAAUGGUUAGUAAAGGCUACCUACUACUAGCUACUACCAGCAUAUCAACCACAAGUACGACGACAACGAGAAGGAGAAGAAGGAAUAAAAGAAGAAGGAAUUGUAUAAAAUGGCGUCCGAAAACAGCCCUGAAUCCCAAGAUGAGAAAGCAGCUCUUAUGGAGGCGGGCUCAGAACAAGAUGUGCAUCAGCAGUGUGGCACGGUUGCAAAACAAAGCGAAUUAAGGCUGUAUCACUGGACGCAGUCUUUCAAUUCUCAGAAGGUGCGUCUGGCCAUAGCAGAGAAAGGUUUGCGCUGUGAGGAGUAUGAUGUGAGCCUACCGCUCAGUGAACACAACGAGCCCUGGUUCAUGCAUCUAAAUCCCGCUGGUGAGGUGCCGGUCCUCGUCCACAAUGACAACGUCAUCUGUGAUCCAACACAGAUCAUGGACUACCUGGAGCAGAAUUUCAAUGCUUUGUUCUAAUGGUCUCAUCUACCUACCUUCAAAGGAGAGAAAAUCUGAGGGCACUCCCAAGCUGAUCCCUGAAGAGGGCAGUACAUACUAUCACAGAGUGCAGCACUACAGGGAGCUGCUGGACUCACUACAGAUGGAUGCCUACACCCAUGGCUGCAUCCUCCACCCUGAGAUCACGGUGGACUCCCACAUACCUGCAUAUGCUGCCACAUGUAUACGAACACAGAUUGGAAACACACAAACGGAGCUGAAGAAACUGGCAGAGCAGAACCCCGAGCUUAAAGAUGCUUAUGUAGCAAAACAAAGGCGCUUGAAAUCCAAGUUGUAUGACCAUGAUAACAUGAAGUACCUGAAGAAGCUUCUGGAUGAAUUGGAGAGUGUGAUGGACCAGGUCGAGACAGAGCUACAGAGGAGGGUGGAAGAGACACCAGAAGAAGGCAGUCAGUCCUGGCUGUGUGGUGAGUUCUUCAGCAUGGCUGACGUCUCUCUGGCAGUCACCUUACACCGCCUCAAGUUCCUCGGCCUCUCCCGCCGCUACUGGGGCAAUGGUAAUCGUGUGAACCUGGAAACAUACUACGAGCGUGUGGUGGAGCGUCCAGCCUUUAGGAGAGUGCUGGGCCAUGUCAACAACAUCCUGAUCUCUGCUGUUCUUCCUGUGGCAUUUCGCGUGGCCAGGAAGAACGCACCAGUUAUUCUUGGCACCACUCUGUUGAUAGGUGUGCUAGGAGGAGCUACAUACCUGGCUUUUCUUUACAUGAAGAAGAGGCUGACUGUCUUCAGCUGAGGGAGCUAACAAGUGUUUGAGUUGUUACCUCAAUCAUUAUUUAAAUUGUGUAAAGUUAAAGUAAAUUAAGGAAUU
Molecule: messenger RNA, 1360 nt
Organism: Micropterus dolomieu (smallmouth bass)
Lineage: Eukaryota; Metazoa; Chordata; Actinopteri; Centrarchiformes; Centrarchidae
Gene: gdap1
Product: ganglioside induced differentiation associated protein 1
Exons: 8
Coding region: 440-1285 (281 amino acids)
Biological process (GO): mitochondrial fusion; mitochondrial fission
Cellular component (GO): mitochondrial outer membrane
Source: RefSeq, a predicted model, not a curated record